GGACAUUAUGGAAUAAAGGGACAUUAUGAAUUGAAGAAAUCUGAAGAUGUCAGAUGGUUUUCAUUGCUGAGGUGAUAAAAUGGUUGCCACAAAACCGAGUUUUUGGACUUCUGAUUUGGACCAGCUUUUGGAAAAACUUCUGAUUUGGACCAGCUUUUUUCAUAAGGCCAUUUUAAAGCGACGUCGACCAUAACGCUGUUAUGACCAGCAGAAAAAAGUGGGGUGAUGAAGACGAAGAAAACGUCAUAGAUCAGAAGUAACACCAGCAGUAAGAGAUAAUAGACCAACAGCAGAAACAGGCAGAUGAAUAUGACAAAGAUGACAACCAUCAAAGGGGUGAUCUGCAUUUGUUCAUCUUCAUCAGAGCUGCUGCUUGAAGCUUCAUUACUCCCUGUUUUCGUUUCUCUUUACAUACAUAAACAAGAAAAUGGAGGAAAAGAUGGUUAGAUAUGAUAUUUAAAACUAUCUUGGAAGAGGUGGUUGCAAAGAGUUUAAUAUUUGGUCACAGUGAUCUGGUCAGUGCAUUAGCCUGUGCUUGUGUUGGCUUGGAAAAUCAGUCUGCUGUAAUCAGUGCUGCUGAAAAUGGGGAAUUGUGUCUUUGGGAUGUGGAUGAUGGACUUUGCAUACAAACAAAUACCAUCGCAGGAGCACACACAAGUUUAUUGCCAUUCCAUGUUUCCACUGGAGGUAAUAAGGAGUGGAGGGUUGUUUGCCAUGGAUAUUAUCUUGAUGUCUAUGUUGUGGAUGUUCUUACUUUAGAAGUGCUCUAUACACUAUCAUCCAGUGCAUCCUCAAAUUGGUUAGCCGCAGCUUGUGUGGUUAGACCACCCCGCCGCCAAGAGGAUGUUCUUGUUGGAAUAACGCUUUCCGGAACAGUGAAAAUAUGGCCAUUAAAAAGAAAUCCAGAAAAUAAGGCAAUAGAAGCAAUGUAUGAUCAAAGUUUAUCUCAGAUGGCUGGAAUGAAAGCACUUCAUGUUGUUUGCAAUCCAUUCUCACAGAGAACUAUACUCAUUGUCUCAGCAAAACAAUGGCAGAUGUACGAUGUCAGUAACUUCCAGUUCUUAACGGCCAUGUCAGCGGGAUCUGCUGAGACCUGGUCUGCAGCUGACUUUGUUCAAAGCAAUUGUGUUCUUGUUUGGUCAAAGAUAGGAAAAGCCUAUAUGUACAGACUGCCUCAGAGAUGUUGCCCAGAAAAACAAGUUGUUCCAGCAGGGCAAAUUUCGAUCAGACAACAAGACAGAGAUGGUCAACCUGAAUUGAUUUACACAUUUCAAAAUCAAGGUCAAAAGAAAACAUUUAACGGUUCAAGAAUGAUGUUUUCUUUUGGCCGUCGAGAACCGUUCCACAAGUUAAUCGUGGAAGGAAAUGCAAGUGGAAGAGUGAACAUUUGGCGCAUCGAUCAAAUCGUAAAAGAACUUGAGAACAAUGGAGGUCAAAAUUUUGGGAAACCUCAUGAAGCAAUUCCUUGCAGUGAAACGGGUAGUUUCAUCGACGUCUGGCUAUCCUCAAACAAGCCUUGUGGUUUGCUCGAUUCAUUGGACGGCAGACGAAAACCCGUGAAGAUCACAUCAAGUUUGUUUUUGGCGGCUCAAGGAAGAAUCGCGUGCGGUCGUCAAGAUGGGUCCAUUAUCAUAAUCUCCGCCACCAAAGCCGCCAAAACACAGUUCAUGAUGGAAAACAAUACUGACCCAGCUGCAUGGCCGAAAUACCAGAAGCUGAUUGGUCAUCGAAGUAAGGUCACAUGCCUUCUGUAUCCAUACGGAGAGUAUGAUCGAUAUGCCCCCGAGCAGUUCGUGUCCGGGUCAGCGGAUUUCACAGUCAAGUUAUGGAGCCUUACUUCCGGUGCACUGCUGGCGUCAUUUUCAGCCAAUGGCGGAGAGAUACUCAGGUUGACGUGUACACCUCCAGAAAGCAGCGUCCGCAUUCAACACUGUGUGUGUUCGAUAGCCCAAGAUCAUUCUGUGGCAUUGCUAAACUUGCGUGAUCAUCGAUGCCUUUUGCUUGCGUCAUGCCACAGGUUCCCCGUGCAAACUGUGAGGUGGAAACCUGCCGAGGAUUUUCUGAUUAUUGGCCUGUCUGAUGGAAGCGUAUACGUAUGGCAAAUUGAAACUGGAACCCUAGACCGGUAUGUUACUGGCGAUGCUGCCGUGGAAAUCCUCAAUGCCUGCGACGAAGAGUCGGGAAAGUUAAGCACGGAUGGGAGUUUAAGACCGAGGACAGUGUUCACGAAAAAAUUGUCGCAUAUUGCGACAAAUAUCCCUAAAAUGCCGUCACAAAUGUCGUUGAGGAAAGUCAAGAGAACUCGCGUGUCCAGUCCCAGGAGCAAAAGGAAACGCGCGCCUACGCGAUCCCCAGUCGAUAGUUACCAGGAGAUGAGUAAAAGUGUCCCAGUACGUGUGACAUCUUUGAAGACGGGGGCGGAUGAACCGGAGAUUCACGUCAUGCUGUUUGAUAUGGAGGCGUUGAUCUGCCAUCUUCUCGUGGAGGAAGUGAAAACGCAAAAACUUGGCUUGAACACACGAAAAGCAAACAAAGACCAUUCAAAACAUGUUUCGUUCACCUCGGCAAAUCAAGUCAGUCCAAAUCUAAAGUUCCUGGAGGAGAUUCACGAUGGUGCUCAGCUGCUCGUCUCGUGUUUACACUCUUGGGGACUGGAUCCUGAGAUCGACGAAACCUGUACGAACAGACUCGGGCUUCUCAAACCGAUCAAACCCAUUUCUUUCGGUCUUUUAACCCACCGGAAGCUUAGCCUGAUCGUUCCCGGAUGGUAUUCGAACUCUGAUCCGACCGAUGGUUCUUCUAAGGAAACUGGUCACAAGAAGUUCUUCGAAUCUCGUUGGGAAUUUUGUUCUGCGCUGACAACGCAACAUUCGCUAAGUAUCGUUGCUCUUACAAACACCCUCAUGAGCAUGUCCCAAGUCAGCUUUCUGCCUCGUCACGAGAAACCUUCUAUUCCUCCUCCUCGGCGGAGCGAGGACGCCACGAAGGGUUCCGAAGUUGAGUCGCCGUCACGCGAUGAGGAAGCGAACCUCGCAAUCAGUUCUAUGAUCCGCGCAAACAUCAAAGCGGGCUGGAGUCGACUGGCAACAUUGUACUGCUGUCUUCUACCCGAUAAAUUGGACAUGGCUCAAUAUAGGCCGCCAUUACUUCACGUAUUAGCAAGGAGAUGGCAAGACCGCUGUCUGGAGAUUCGUGAAGCGGCCCAAGCUAUUCUCGUGACCGAGUUGAGGCGAAUAAAUAUGGAAGGCCGAGCUAAAGUGGUGGAAACCUGGGUACAAUAUUUGCCCCAGGAAAUUGAGGGCUCUAGCGUUCUACUGGAAUCCACCGAUUCCGAUUUUGAAAACUCAGAUUCCAGUGAUGUGUCCGUGGGCGAAGAUGAUUUUUCCGAAGAUGUACUCAACGUUCUCGAUGGCGCGAAAAAGCUCUUCCAAUAUGACGCCAGCCGUCGCCAGGCAACCUCGAUCAUAAUGUUGGCCGUGAUUGGUUCCGAGUUCCAGAAAGAUCUUGGGGCGCUGUCGGGGACCAAUAACAAGGGAGAGAAAUCGUCGAACGAUUCGCAGAAGAAAGUCGGGUUUCAAGGUGAAAUGUUGCUUCCCUCUCGGGUCGUCUACCUCACCAGUCGAGCGCUCAUGUUUAUUUUGCUGAAAUCCCAAAGUCAAUCCUCCCGCACAUUAUCCUAUACAUCGAUGCGACGGGCCGCCAUCGACCUGAUAGGCCGUGGUUUCCCCUUGUGGGAGCCUUAUAUGGACGUGUCAGCGGUACUUAUGGCCCUGCUGGAACUCUGUCCUGACAACAGGGGUCACGUGGCUUCGUUCUCCAAAGGAUUGCCUCUCUCCAGUGCUGCGGACUCACAAAGAUCAGCGCGACAUGCACUCACCUUGAUCUCCACUGCCCGUCCGCUAGUCUUCAUAACAACAUUAGCAAAAGAGGUGGCGCGCAGUUCCUCGGCCCAAGCCUCGCUCUCUUUCAAUCAAGCCUCCCCAGCAGCCAUAGCGGUCUACAGUCAUGUUCGUCAUCAGCCCUCGUCCGCGGACGUUCAACACUCGUCAACCCUGCAUCGCUCCAAGAAAGAAAUUCUGCGAGUUCUUGAAUUGAUGAUUGACAAAACACAGCAAGAAGUCAUUAAACUGUUACCAGAGGUAGUACAGAUCAUUGUCCACUGCAUUGAGCCAAAACAACUAAAAGAACGAAGCUUAGAAGAAAUUUUCUCUGCCCUUUUCAAAUUUCACAUGGUCAGUUAUUGUCCCAAUACACGUCGUCUUGCAGUCGGUUCGAAAUCAGGUCAACUCACAAUUUAUGAACUUCGCUCGUCCAAGGAACAGAUCAUUCCAGCACAUUCAUCUGCAAUCACCGCUGUUAGAUUUUCAAAAGACAGCAAAUUACUCGCCACCUAUUCUUACGAGGAAGCAAAAAUUAACUUUUGGCAGACGAGUUCCUCGCUGUUCGGUGUCCUGGGCUCCGGGAUCAAAUGCACUCGUUCCUCGAAUGUUUCACGUGAGGUGAAAAUCACUCCAGUGAAUCUGAAGCAAACCAAGUUAGUCUGGGUGAGCCAGAAAUCAGUCGUGUUGCUAUUGGCUGACGGCACGCAGCACAAGUUUACGGCUUAGUCUCCCCCGGAAUGACACGCGGUUACUUCAAUGAAUAUCAUUACUGCGGCUUGGAAGCGAAUGCAAAGUUAACGGUGACGAAUCAUAACCACAUUGAUGAUUCAACAACAAUUCUUUUCGUGGUAUGUACACAGAGCAGAUUAGAUAACUAACAAUUGAAUUACAGUAAUCAAUUACAUAAGACGAGCCUUUUUUUGCAUGUUUUAUACUUGCUAUAGACUGAUUGUCGUAUCAUUCUAAGCCUGUGAGUCCCCGACCAAUAAACUUUAUUAUUAUUAUACUUAUUUAAAGUUAUUUUAAUUUCAUAAAAUGCCAGCCUUUACCUGUCAUGUAGAGUUAGAAAAGACGAAUCAUAAUAAAAAUGAAAAAAG
Dendronephthya gigantea is the source of this 4978-nucleotide messenger RNA. Its product is annotated as WD repeat-containing protein 7-like. Gene Ontology annotation, cellular component: cytoplasm. Lineage: Eukaryota; Metazoa; Cnidaria; Anthozoa; Malacalcyonacea; Nephtheidae. The record is from RefSeq and is a predicted model, not a curated record. The coding region runs from base 450 to 4607 and encodes 1385 amino acids. Gene Ontology annotation, molecular function: protein binding. The transcript has 31 exons.